GCGCGGCGCGCGCUGCGCUCCUUCCCGCGAAGCCCAUUGGCCGAGCCGAGGCACUGACGUCAGAGAGCAGGCGGCUCAGGGCGGGGCUGGCGCGGGUGAGUCACGCCGCUCCGCUGGCGGUCUGCAGGCCGGGGCUUCAGUGACCCAGGCUUAGACCACGGCGGUCCUGCAGCGGCCGGAACCCCCAGCCCCUGCUGCUGCUGCAGUGGACGCCCCUAGCCGGGGACCGCAGCCUCGGCCCAGCCCCUACUCCAGCCGUAGCCUCAGGACCCCAGGACUGCAGGUACCACAAUGCAGGGGGUAGGAGGCCCCCUGCCCUGGCUAGCACCAGGGAAUGGGAGCGGUGCAGAGUCCCCCCGAGACACCGGCCCGGCCUCCUCACUGCCCCUCCCCACUGCUUGGGACGUGGUGCUGUGCAUCUCUGGGACCCUGGUGUUCUGCGAGAACGCGGUGGUGGUGGCCAUCAUCGUGGGGACACCGGCCUUCCGGGCCCCCAUGUUCCUGCUUAUUGGUAGCCUGGCCUCUGCAGACCUGCUAGCCGGCCUGGGCCUCAUUCUUCACUUUGCCUCCAGAUAUUGCAUUGGUUCCUCCAUCCUGAGCCUGGUCCUGGUGGGAGUCCUGGUCACCGCCUUCACGGCCAGCAUCUACAGCCUGUUGGCCAUCACCGUGGAUCGCUACCUGUCCCUCUACAAUGCACUCACUUACUACUCUGAGACCACAGUGACGAGGACAUAUGCCAUGCUGGUGCUGGUGUGGGGGGGCGCCCUGGGCCUGGGCCUCCUUCCUGUGCUGGCCUGGAACUGCGUGGACGAGCCAGCCUCCUGUGGGGUCGUGAGUCCGCUGACCAAGAACCACCUGGUGGUCCUGGCCGUGGUCUUCUUCAUGGUGUUCGGCGUGAUGUUACAGCUGUAUGCCCAGAUCUGCCGGAUCGUCUGCCGCCAUGCCCAGCAGAUUGCCCUCCAGCGGCACCUGCUGCCCGCCUCCCACUACGUGGCCACCCGCAAAGGCAUUGCCACCCUGGCGGUGGUCCUGGGGGCCUUUGCUGCCUGCUGGCUUCCUUUUGCUGUCUACUGCCUGUUGGGUGACUCCCACUCACCCCUGCUCUACACCUAUCUCACCUUGCUCCCCGCCACCUCCAACUCCCUCAUCAACCCUGUCAUCUAUGCCUUCCGAAAUCACGACAUCCAGAAAGUCUUGUGGGCUGUCUGCUGCUGCUGCUCCUCCUCCAAGUCCCCCUUCCGCUCCCGCUCCCCUAGUGACGUCUAGUUUGGGUACCUUCCUCCUGCCCUCCUCUCCCCAGGUUUCUGCUCCCCCUUCUGUUCUGUACCUUCAGAGUGGUGUGUCUUUAGCAAUUCUCUUCUGGCCUCAGUUUCUCCCGCACCCCUCCCCCUCCAACCCUUGGCACAGAAUUCUGGAGCUUUCCAAGGCUUUGUCUGGUGGGGAAGGGGGUCCUUCUAUUCUGGUCCCAGACCUUCUGGCUUCAGCCAAUGGAGCUUUGGAAAUGCUGUGUCUGGAAAAGUCUAGUAUUCCCCCCACGUUCUUUCCUGUUUCUUAGGUAGAAAGCCAGUGAGACCCUAUGUCAUUGGACCAGAGAGAGAGAGGGGGAGAGAGAGAGAGAGAGAGAGAGAGAGAGAGAGAGAGAGAGAGAGAGAGAGAGAGAGAGAGAGAGAGAGAGAGAGAGAUGUAUAUACACAUACAAAAAACCUUAUUUAUUUAUUUAUUUGGGUGCUUAUUUAUUUAUUUAUUUGUCUAUUUGAGUUAGUGGGUCUAUUUAUUGGGGGGAGGGGAGGGAGGGAAGGGAACCUUGACCUUGCAAACCAAUCCUUGUUACCCACAUACCUUUGUUUUUUUGUGGGGAGAGAGGAGGGAGAGAGAAAACACUUAUUUUGUUAAUUUUGAUUUUUUAAAAACAAAGCGAUCAGAGACACCAGAGCCCCUGGCCUCUAUCCUUCACCCCGCCACCGCAGCCCAUCUCUCACCCUCCACCCCUGGGGGUCUUCCAAGGAGGUGGGGGAAACACACCAGCUUCCAGGGGUUUAUUUUUUUAAGUCAUCUUCCUGAGGAAUGGAGAAUUCUGGCCAAGUGCUCAGGCUCCAGCCUUCUUUGGGGCCAUGCUGUCCUCUGGUGGCUUCCAGUGGGAACUGCAGCCUGCAGUGCCACGGCUUGACGUGGGCGUCUUCUUCCCUCUCCCUCUUCUCUGCCUCCUUCUCCCAAGAUUUCCUCUCCCACGUCCAUACUGGAAGCUGGACAGCUCCCCUCUAGAGGCUCAAAGCCGUGGCCUGGUGGGGGCGGGUCACUCUUCCCCUGGCCUCGGGGAGGGAGGCAUGGGAUCCCCACUCCUUGGCCCUCCGCCAAACCUUGGGUAGGGUCCCCCCUUCCCAGUGCCUCCCACCCAACUCCACCCGCUUCUCCCAUGCCUUUCUCUGACCCAGAUUUGAAAUAAAAAACAAGUUUGUGAUAAAAAA
This is a messenger RNA of Monodelphis domestica (gray short-tailed opossum), 2465 nucleotides long. It is a transcript of the gene GPR3, whose product is annotated as G protein-coupled receptor 3. Gene Ontology annotation, molecular function: G protein-coupled receptor activity. Gene Ontology annotation, biological process: G protein-coupled receptor signaling pathway. The record is from RefSeq and is a predicted model, not a curated record. NCBI's taxonomy places the organism in Eukaryota, Metazoa, Chordata, Mammalia, Didelphimorphia, Didelphidae. Gene Ontology annotation, cellular component: membrane.